This is a messenger RNA of Colletotrichum higginsianum IMI 349063, 1881 nucleotides long. RefSeq names its product CorA-like Mg2+ transporter. The transcript is spliced from 2 exons. Bases 1 to 1881 code for a protein of 626 amino acids. Gene Ontology annotation, molecular function: magnesium ion transmembrane transporter activity. The record is from RefSeq and is a predicted model, not a curated record. Gene Ontology annotation, cellular component: plasma membrane. NCBI's taxonomy places the organism in Eukaryota, Fungi, Ascomycota, Sordariomycetes, Glomerellales, Glomerellaceae. Gene Ontology annotation, biological process: magnesium ion transmembrane transport; intracellular magnesium ion homeostasis.
AUGUCGGACCAUGAGGAGAACACCUCGGAGGGCGUCUUCAAGACGCCAAUCCCCGAGCUCGACGACCACCGUCAUCAGGUUGCGGCUAGUCUCCAUCCUGAGCGGCCCCGAAGAGGCACUUUCGACACGCUCUACGGAGCGCGUUUGUUGGGACCGGAGUCGGUGUCCGGAGAGCAGUCGCCGAGCAUUCUCGUCCGCGACUUUGAGGAGGCGAUUGUGGAUGACGAGGGAGGCGAUGUUUCGCCAAGUGCGCGACGUGUCCGCCGACCAACCGUCGAGACUACUACUGACCAGCGAUCGGUAUCCCCACCCAACUCGGUGAAAGCCUUCGCCGAAGCACGCCGUCGCGAGCGUGGCAUGUCCUUCUCCGAAUCCAAGGCGGAGAGGAACGCCAGCGAAGAGGACCUGCACCGGACUGUAUCCAUCAGCAGUCGGCGUAGCCACCGCAGCCGCCCUUAUACGGCGGACGAUGGCGCCAGCCUGGCCACCAACCAGUCCGCGGCGGAGGACGUCUGCUUUCCUCUCCAGGACCCUCGUCGCAAGGACCAACUGUACAUCGACUUCGACUACCUCGAGAACUUCAUCCAUUCCGACCGAGCUUCGCGUACCGCCAGCCGUCGUAACUCUGCACGUUCCUUCCCGGAUCUUAGACAACAACAGACCUCGGAUGGUGGGCCGCCACAGCUGCAACUCAGCACUGUUGACGGGGAUAUUCUCAACAUGCCCUCUGACUCCUCGGUCGGACAGGAUGCAUCGGAACAGGAGAAAGAGCCUCCUAUCGAACACGUCAAGGCCAAGCCUACGACUACUCAGCAGCCCCUGGACCCCAAUCGCUUCAGUUUCUUUUCUUCAGCUUGGGAGUCUACAAUCCACGCGGCGGAGCUCGGCGACCUGGUUCUUCCGGGCGAGGAUCUUCGAGGGCUUUUUGCAUUGCCUGCCGACGAAUCCGAUGGAGUCUGGUGGCUGAACGUCAACAGCCCCACGAAGGAGGAGGUCACUGCCAUCUGCAAGGCCUUCGGCAUUCAUCCCCUAACCAUUGAGGAUAUCACGACUCAGGAAGCACGAGAGAAGAUUGAGCUGUUUCCAUCCUACUACUUUGCAAGCUUUCGGUCUUUUCACGCAGUUCAAGAAGAUGAUGGCCUGGAGUAUGAGCCGUACAACCUCUACGUGGUUGUCUUCCGUGAGGGCACUUUAAGCUUCAGCUUCGAGCCCAACGCCCACGCGUCACACGUAAGGAAGCGUAUUGCGCUGCUCAAGGACUAUGUUGCGCUCAGUAGCGACUGGAUCUGCUAUGCUCUCAUUGACGAUAUCGUGGAUUGCUUUGCCCCAGUUAUCCGGGACAUCGAAUUGGAGGCGGACGCUAUCGAAGACGGUGUAUUUGUGGCGCGCGAGGACGAUUCCAACCAGUUCCUGCGAUCUAUCGGCCGCGUGCGCAAGAACACCAUGGCUCUGAUGCGUCUCCUGGGGGGCAAGGCUGAUGUUCUCCGAGGUUUCACGAAACGUUGCAACGAGAACUACAAGGUUACGCCUCGAAUGGAUAUUGGUCUCUACCUUGGUGAUAUUCAGGACCACGUUGUCACCAUGGUCACCAACCUGGGCCACUUCGAGAAAAUCCUUUCUCGCUCCCACAGCAACUAUCUCGCCCAGCUUUCCAUCAACAGCAUCUCGCAGGGUACUCACACGAACCUAGUGCUCAGCAAGAUCACGUUCCUGGCAUCCAUUCUUGUGCCGCUCAACCUUGUCUGCGGCUUGUUUGGUAUGAAUGUUUGGGUUCCGUUCCAGGACACGAAGUCUCUUGCUCCUUUCUUCACCAUUCUCGGAAGCUUGAUCAUUUUCAGCAUUGUGAGCCUAACUCUGGCUCGCAAGUACAAGUACAUCUAG